Molecule: messenger RNA, 1913 nt
Organism: Mus pahari (shrew mouse)
Lineage: Eukaryota; Metazoa; Chordata; Mammalia; Rodentia; Muridae
Gene: Ccdc116
Product: coiled-coil domain containing 116
Exons: 3
Coding region: 128-1750 (540 amino acids)
Cellular component (GO): centrosome
Source: RefSeq, a predicted model, not a curated record
GGGAGUGAGGCGCCCAUGGAGGCCUGGACCCACCUUUACUUCCUCUCCCCACCCCAUACAGAGGAGUCUGCAUCUGUGCUGUGGGACUUCAAAAAGGAAGCAGAAAACAAAUUGAAUUAUCCACAUCAUGGCGAGGUGCCGCCACCACUCAGGAUAUCUGGCUGACGACGAGGCUGCUCACAGCACCUAUGUGGCCCCGCUGCCCAAGAAGCAUCUGUUGCCAGAAAUGAGGCCAACCUGCAAGCUUGGGCAUGUACCACACCUACCAUCAAUGAACCAAUACUCGGAGCACCAAGGCCACCAGCAAAACCUUAGGCGCCCCCUGGCAUUUGGUGGCUUCCUGGAUUUCCUCACAGAGGGUCAGGUACUGGACAGCUUGCAGACAGUUGUGGAGCAGGCAACAGAACGUUUGGCUGCCAUGAAGACAGAGGCUGGCGUGCCACUGGUGGAUAUUCAAGACCCCGUGGAGGUGCCAAGUAGUAGGCAUCGGUCUCGAGCCAGACCCAGCAUCAACACUGUGCACCGGCACCGUGCUCGGCCCACCCUGUGUGCUGGAUACCCGAACAAUUACCCGUCUUGCUCCAGCUCCAUGUCUGACUCCCAUAGCAGCAUCACAGCUGGGUGGCUGGGGUCCCACAGCCAAGACAGUGACCUGGGUGCCAGAGGCAAAGGCUCACUGCCACCUAUGAGGGACAAACUCCUGCUUGAGAAAAACCUCAGGAGGCUACUCCGACUGGAAAACAAAGGGAAAGUCCUAAAUCAAUCCUGUUCCCAGAGGGAUUCCCCGCUGUGGGAUUCACUGGGCAGCCAAACCAGCAGUCAGUGGACCCGGGAGCAGCCCCUGUCUUGGUUCUCUGGACUCUUGGGCUCCAGUUCAGUCACCCCUGAAACUUCAGAGCUGGGACUUGGAGAACAGGAGAUGAUUUUCCUCAAACAAAAGUUAAACAAGGAGAUAAAGUCACUGCUGAACCAGCCAAGAUCCUUCAACCUGCCUACCUAUUGUCCACUCAGGGAACCCCAUCAUACCCUGGACUUCCUGGCUGAGCAUCAUCUCUUUCCUGCCCUGCAGCAUGUGGUCAGCCAGGCUGUAGACAAGCUCAGCCAUGCCUGCCGCCACAAUGGCUUCCCCCUCUUCCCAGUUACCUCAGAGACCACGCCAGUGCUGCCUGGAAACUCCGAUCUUCUGCAACCCAGCUCUAAGGCUUCCAUAUCCAACAGGGAGGCUAGGGGAGAGCCUUGUGAUUCUCCCACCGCAGCCUCCAGCCCUAAGACAUCUCACAGAAAAAGCAAGGGCAGAAGGGGCUCCCCACCUAACGAAGUCCAGAUGGCUACCAGAUUCAGGCUCAAGGCGACACCUACACAGGUCUCUAAUGCCCCUAUCCCCUCAUUCCACUCCAUGCAGGAGGCCCCUAACUGUGAACCCCAACUGCAGAAACAAACUAUGGCCUCAAACUAUAACCAUAUAUCUCGGCCCUGUCAUGGCCUACACCUCACCUUGCCUGCCCCUGGGAUCAGAGUUGAGGUGGCCUCCUGCCAGGGACGUCUCAGGGGCCCAGUCCAGCAUCGUCUUGCCUCCCCCUGCUGUCUUCACUCCCAUUUCCCUUUCCCUAUGGUCCCCCCAUUCCUUUCUUUGGGAAAAGGCUUUUCCACUUCCCCUCCUACACUGCAUCCAGAGGUGACCUCAAGAGCAGGACUGGAGGCCUUAGAGGAACCCCUGAAGGGGAGGGGCUCCUUUACCGACCACUUCUAGUAGCCACUGUUACUGGCAGUUACCCAAGGACAAGGUCUCUUGCCCUGCAUUGCAGAACUCUUCUGAGGUAGAUAUAAGCUGCUUGGGAAUCAGGUAUCCUAGUCCAUCUAUUUCCAGUUUCCAGGAUGUUGUCAAAGAUUAAUAAAGGCUGUUUUUUACCCUG